CCGACCGUCGCGACCCAUUUGGAGCUCGAACAGCAUAUCACGCCGCGCGAAACCACCGCAUCGCAGUGCGUUCCUGUCCCUGUGUCUGUGUCUGCCCUUCGCCGUCCGCUGCCGUCUGUUUCGAGACGUUUGCGGCACAGCUCGUUCAAAGGCCACACAAGCCGCGCCUGCCCAAGCCCAAGCUUCGCUUCACCUGGGGUGCUCCAAUUCAACCACUCCCUGGCUCGAUUCGCGCUCCUCGGACUCGCAACGCAGUACCUGAGUGCGCGCACGCAGGCGAUUCUGAGCGUCGUCGCUCGCAGCCGGCAUGGCGGACACGAAUGAGAGCAUCCAGACCAAGAUUCAGAUAGCGAGGAGAGACGCGGAGGCGCUCAAGGACCGAAUAAAGCGCAAGAAGGAUGAGCUUGCAGAUACCACACUCCGCGAUGUCGCGCGACGACAGACAGAGCAGCUGCCGAGACUGGCCAUGAAGACGAAGCGUACCCUGAAGGGACAUUUGGCCAAAAUUUACGCGAUGCACUGGUCCACCGACCGCAGACAUCUGGUGUCAGCCUCGCAGGACGGCAAGCUGAUCAUCUGGGAUGCCUACACUACCAACAAAGUGCACGCCAUCCCCCUCCGGUCGUCCUGGGUCAUGACAUGCGCAUACUCACCCAGCGGUAACUACGUGGCCUGCGGCGGCCUCGACAACAUUUGCUCCAUCUACAACCUUUCCGCUCGCGAGGGGCCUACACGAGUUGCUCGUGAGCUCAGUGGCCACUCGGGGUAUCUCAGUUGUUGCAGAUUCAUCAACGACAGGCGCAUUCUCACAUCCUCGGGAGACAUGACCUGUGUGCUCUGGGAUAUUGAGACUGGACAAAAGAUUACCGAAUUUGCUGAUCAUCUGGGCGAUGUGAUGAGCUUGAGCAUAAAUCCUCUGGAUAACAACCAAUUUGUGUCUGGAGCCUGUGAUGCAUUCGCGAAGCUGUGGGAUAUCAGACAGCAAAAGUGCACGCAAACGUUUGCUGCUCACGACUCCGACAUCAACGCUAUUCAAUUCUUCCCUAACGGCAACGCGUUUGGUACUGGCUCUGAUGAUGCAUCCUGCCGGCUGUUUGACAUUCGUGCGGACAGGGAGCUGCAGGCUUACACGAUCGGCGAGCCCGUUUGUGGUAUCACCUCUGUCGCUUUCUCCGUGUCGGGCCGACUGCUCUUUGCGGGCUACGAUGACUUCGAGUGCAAGGUCUGGGACGUUCUUCGGGGCGAGAGAAUCGGCACUCUUCAGGGGCAUGACAAUCGAGUCAGCUGCCUUGGUGUGAGCAAUGAUGCCAUGUCAUUAUGCACGGGAUCCUGGGACUCAAUGUUGCGGAUCUGGGCAUGAUCAAUAUGAUGGUUCACCGUGAAAUUCGUCGCGGUCGUGAUCAGACUUACAGCACACGAUCCCCGGUCCGCCGACUCGUAUAAUGCCGCCGUAACUCUUCACACAAAUUGACGCUACGCGACACUUCCUUUGUAUCUCGGCAGACGGAAAGUUCAACAUGUACAAGACCUCGCAAUCCAUCUGUCCACUACUGUUCUGGACGGAGCAAGCCGUAUCUUAUACCCAUCAAACGUGGAGGCAUACUGGAUUACAGAGCCCCCGCGAUGCAUGAUCUUCCCCUGAGGCUGCCCGAUUGGGCACUUUCUUUCUUCAAAUUACUCUCUUGAGUAGCUGUACCUGCGUAACCGCCGCAUUGAGCGCUCCAGGCGCUGGCGCACGAUGUAGCAUUUGGGAGGGGUUUCUUCUUCGAUCGAGCUGGCCGCUGUUCCGGCGCACUGUUCAAAUAGCUGUACUGAGCAAGCAACGGUAUCCAAAAGCCGGGCUUUGUCACAGCAUACAAAGCGCUGUGUUCUUGAUUAGAGAUCCAGAUAGUCGAAGAAUUGAUUGACUGUGACAAAGCC
Molecule: messenger RNA, 1920 nt
Organism: Sphaerulina musiva SO2202
Lineage: Eukaryota; Fungi; Ascomycota; Dothideomycetes; Mycosphaerellales; Mycosphaerellaceae
Product: G-protein beta subunit
Exons: 5
Coding region: 308-1360 (350 amino acids)
Biological process (GO): G protein-coupled receptor signaling pathway
Cellular component (GO): heterotrimeric G-protein complex; cytoplasm
Molecular function (GO): signaling receptor complex adaptor activity; protein binding
Source: RefSeq, a predicted model, not a curated record